AUGCAGCUCCGCCGGGGAGCUGUCGUCUUGCGUGGCAGGAUCGCGGCGCAAUCCUGCGUGCUAUGUCGCUCUCCUCCAGCUAGCCUCGACCCCUCGAGGAUACGGCGCGCCGGCCUCCACUCGUCUCCCCGGCGCGAUUCUGCCUGGGCCGCCGCCGUCCAGGUCGCCUCCAAUGUGGUUGGCAAUGUCGUCAAGCGAGCCGCAGACGACGGCAUGACCAUCGACCCUCUCCGCGCCGUCGCCAAAGAGAUGCAGUUCCUCACAGGCAACAUCCGGAAGCUCCUCGGCUCCGGCCACCCUUCCCUCGACCGAGUUGCCAAAUACUACACCCAGGCUCAGGGAAAGCACGUCCGGCCGCUCAUCGUCCUCCUCAUGAGCCGAGCAACCCACCUCUGCCCCAAGAAUCCCCGCCCAGACCUGCCCCAGAAUGGCGCCAUCGACACGCCCAUAUCUCCCGUUCAGAUCCUUGCCGACGUCAACCCCUCGGCCGCACCGCUGACGGCGAGGGACCCCGGCAUGCCUGAGGGAAGCCUGGACAUCCUGCCCAGCCAGCGCCGCCUGGCCGAAAUCACGGAGCUGAUUCACACGGCAUCGCUGCUACACGACGACGUCAUUGACCAUUCCGUCUCGAGGCGCGGGUCCCCCUCGGCCAACCUCGAGUUUGGCAACAAGAUGGCCGUCCUCGCUGGCGACUUUCUAUUAGGCCGAGCAUCCGUCGCCCUGGCGAGGUUGCGCCACGUCGAGGUCGUCGAGCUGCUGGCCACCGUCAUUGCCAACCUGGUCGAGGGCGAAUUCAUGCAGCUCAAGAACACGGAGCGUGACGAGCGGAGUCCCGAAUGGUCCGAGGAGACGCUUGGGUACUAUCUCCAGAAGACGUAUCUUAAGACGGCCAGCCUCAUCUCCAAGUCGUGUCGGGCCUCGGCGCUGCUCGGCAAUGCCGACAACACGACGGUCGACGCGGCCUAUUCUUAUGGGAGGAACCUGGGUCUGGCGUUCCAGCUGGUGGACGACAUGCUGGACUACACUCGAAGUGGAGCGGACCUGGGCAAGCCCGCCGGCGCCGACUUGAAGCUGGGCCUGGCCACGGCACCCUUGCUGUUCGCCUGGAAGCAGAACCCAGAGCUCGGCGCGCUGGUCGGACGCAAGUUUGAGCAGGAGGGUGAUGUUGAAAAGGCACGGGAGCUAGUACUCCAGAGCGACGGAAUCGAACAGACACGGGCCCUGGCGCACGACUAUUCAGACAAGGCCAUUGCCGCCAUUGCCGACUUUCCCGACAGCGAGGCAAAGGACGGUCUGGUAGAGAUGGCGCAAAAAACCAUCAGGCGGCAAAAGUAA
This is a messenger RNA of Hirsutella rhossiliensis, 1335 nucleotides long. RefSeq names its product polyprenyl synthetase domain-containing protein. Lineage: Eukaryota; Fungi; Ascomycota; Sordariomycetes; Hypocreales; Ophiocordycipitaceae. The record is from RefSeq and is a predicted model, not a curated record. The transcript is spliced from 2 exons. Gene Ontology annotation, cellular component: transferase complex. Gene Ontology annotation, biological process: ubiquinone biosynthetic process; isoprenoid biosynthetic process. Gene Ontology annotation, molecular function: prenyltransferase activity. The coding region runs from base 1 to 1335 and encodes 444 amino acids.